This is a messenger RNA of Penicillium nucicola, 258 nucleotides long. RefSeq lists its product as uncharacterized. The transcript has a single exon. The coding region runs from base 1 to 258 and encodes 85 amino acids. Lineage: Eukaryota; Fungi; Ascomycota; Eurotiomycetes; Eurotiales; Aspergillaceae. The record is from RefSeq and is a predicted model, not a curated record.
AUGCCCGUCCCAACCGCCGAGCUCUUCGACAAACAAAACGAAGCUAAUGGCAGGAACUCUACUACAAAUGGAACCUCAAAUUCCUCUACGGAACAAGGCUCCAAUGCGAGCUACUUCACAUCCACCAAUGCGCCCGUCUCGUCUGAUCCGUCGGCGCAGAAUGGAGAGAGUGGCCGUGCUUUGACGCGCGAAGAGGCGGAUCGCUUGUAUGAGGAGCGCAUGGAGGAGGAAUAUGCUAAGAGGGAUGGUGGCGCUUGA